Bacillus rossius redtenbacheri is the source of this 3674-nucleotide messenger RNA. RefSeq names its product class E basic helix-loop-helix protein 41-like. The transcript has 5 exons. Gene Ontology annotation, molecular function: DNA-binding transcription factor activity, RNA polymerase II-specific; RNA polymerase II cis-regulatory region sequence-specific DNA binding; protein dimerization activity. Gene Ontology annotation, biological process: regulation of neurogenesis; anterior/posterior pattern specification; regulation of circadian rhythm. Bases 2063 to 3391 code for a protein of 442 amino acids. The record is from RefSeq and is a predicted model, not a curated record. NCBI's taxonomy places the organism in Eukaryota, Metazoa, Arthropoda, Insecta, Phasmatodea, Bacillidae. Gene Ontology annotation, cellular component: nucleus.
UUUGAAGGAAAACAAAUGAAACAUUAAUUUAGAAAACAAAAUUAAUGAUUAUUUUUAAAUAUGAUAUAAUAUUUCAACACAAUUAAGUAGAUAUAUAAUAUUUUAGGUCCACACACGAACGCUUACUUGAGUUUUAAAUACUUAUGUCGUCUACGAAAAUAUUAAAAUCGUAAAGCCAUAUUCUACUACACACGGCUCUAUUUCAAGUAAGCAGCAUUUUUUUGUAUUUGAUUAUUACAUCGUUACUGACGUGAGAAUUUGAUUUGAUCAUGCCUUUUUAACAUUACAUAUAGGUGCAUUUUUAUUUUACAACUUAUACAUCUGCUGCAGAAAUAGAUAAAUUAAUACGUGUUAAUGAUAUAAAUAGUCAAUAUGAUUAUGAACACAAAGUCUAUUAUCAAGGAUCGUCUCUUGCCUAUUAGUGAAAAUUAAGAAAAGAACAUACCGAAGAUAAGUUACUGACUGAAGUACCAUCAAAUAAAUAAUAUGCGUAAAGACACAUAGUGCUCUAAAUAUCAGUCACUAACCUUCGGUGUUGGAGGUCCUUGUUUGGAUCGUAAGCCCCAACAGGCAGGGAGUUUUCCGGACUGGAAUUGUAAGAUUGGUAGUGCUUAAACUACAGCUGUAAUUUGGAAUGUACUCAGAUGCUGCAGUUUCUUCUCACCUUUUCAAUUAAUUCUUAUAAUGCCGUCAUUUAAUUUAAAAUGAUUAUAAAAUAUUUUGUAUGAUAAGGAAUGAUAUGUCUGCCUAUCACGCUGGUCACGCAGACAACAUUAACCUUUCAUUAUACGCACCUUACACUUUAAUUAAACUUCAUCUUUCCAAGCUUAUUUAAUUUGAAUAAAAUUUAUUCUACAUUAAUUCUCUAAAUAGCCCAUUGCGUCGUGAAGUCCAUUAAAGGAGAUCGUUCUGUGCUUCGUACUCAAAUACCAAUGUAGAUUUGACACUGCUGUACAACGGCUGUAAUAUGUUAUUAAACAUUUUGUUUCAGAUCACCCAUCCAACUAACCACACUGACAACAUUUUCUUUGGAAAACACUCAACCAGGUUGCUCUCAUUGGCCUGAUGUGUCAAUUGAAGUAACAAACCCUACAAAGAGCAGUAACAUGCACAGUGACCUGUCCACUACAAGUCAAGUAAAUCACACUGCCAUACCUGACCAUUAUUGGGAUGAAUCAGAUGUUAGUGUUCUACCGUUAUCACCAGCAAGUGAAGUCAAUAGCAAUGGCCUGUCAGAGUAUCCUGCAUCUACAGAAAUAAGUGGAAAAAAUGCAACUGUAUUAGUUCCUGAAACAUCUACCACACCAGUACGAACAAUCAUUCAGGGGCGUCGUAUUUUUGAUAUAAAUCACAUGUUUUCAGAAGUAGCAAGAAUAAGUAGACACAGUAAAAUUUUUGACUGUAGCUUUGAUAAUAUGGUGUUACUUAAAGAAGAGAGAAAAGGGAUGGAAAGUACUUACUACUUCGAAUGUGAUAUGUGUGGUUUUUUCGGAAUCUCCACAAACAAACAAUGGAUGGAUGGAUAUUAAUGAUUCCUGGGUGAGUAGUAUGUUACUAACAGGUCAAGGAUUUACUCAACUCAAAGACAUUACUUCAAAUUUAGAGAUGCCAUGCAUGGCAAAAGAAACUUUUCAAAGACGACAAAGAAAUCUAUCGGAAAUCAUUAAAGAAGUUGCCUGGCAAAAAAUGCAAUCAGCUGGAAAAUAAGAAAUGGAGUUAGCCCUCGAAGCAGGGGAGGUUGAUGAAACUGGAAUACCGGUUAUCUCUGUAAUAACUGAUGGCGCAUGGAGCAAACGAUCUUACGGAACCAAUUUCAAUGCUUUAUCAGGAGUGGCAUGUAUCAUUGGUGCCAAGAACAGAAAAGUUUUAUUUAUAAGCACAAGAAAUGCUUACUGUUGUAUUUGCGCCCGAGCUUCUUCCAAGGGUGAGGAAGUGAAUACCCAUGUCUGCUACAAAAACUGGGCAAAGUCAUCCACUGCGAUAGAAGCUGAUAUUAUAGUCGAGGGCUUCCGGUGCAGCGUCGCAAUGCAUAACUUGAAAUACAACAAAAUAAUAGGACCCCAUGUCGCACCGCAUCAUCGAGAAGCGGCGGCGGGACCGCAUGAACAACUGCCUGGCCGACCUGGCGCGCCUCGUGCCCGCCGACUACCUGAAGAAGGGCCGCGGCCGCGUCGAGAAGACGGAGAUCAUCGAGAUGGCCAUCAAGCACAUGAAGCACCUGCAGGCGCACGCGUGCCGGCAAGUGGACUCGUGCGAGCUGGCGCAGCAGCAGCAGCAGCAGAUGCAGCAGCAGCAGAUGCAGCUGCAGCUGCAGCCCGAGGAGCCGCCGGACAAGCGCGCGCCCAUCUCCACGGAGCACUACCGCCUGGGCUACCAGGAGUGCCUGUCGGAGACCAUGCUGUUCCUGGUGGAGGUGGAGGGCUUCUUCGCCGGCGACCCGCUGUGCGUGCAGCUCAUCAGCCACCUGCAGAAGCACUGCGACAACAUACUGAAGGGGGACCGCCUGAACUGCCCGCGCGCCAGCGGGGAGACCAGCUCCUCGUCGGGCAGCAGCGGGGGCAUCCCGCUGGGCGCCUCGGGCCUCAGCACCGGCUCCCCGGGCUCCGGCUCCAGCAGCGACUCCUCCGGCCGCACGGAGAACCGCGACUCGGGGGUCGGCACCGGCGACCCCGCCUACGAGGAGGGCAUCAUCAACCUGUCCGGCUCGUCGUCGCAGCUGCGGGAGAUGCUGACCGGCCCCAAGCUGUCCGCCGCCCCCGCGCCGAGCGGCCAGAUCCUGCACCGCCGCCUGCAGCACCCGGCCCACUCGCCCGCCCCCGCCCCCGGCGGCGGCUCCGCGGCCUCGCUCUACAAGUUCAAGAACAACAUCAAGCAGAGGUUCUCGGCGGAGCACCACGGCGACGAGGCGGCCGCCGGCAGGAAGAGGCACGCGCUGGACGAGGACUCCAAGAGCACGCUGACGCUGAGCAUGCUGGGCAGGCGGGACAGCGACACGUGCUCCGUGUCCUCGGUGCCCCACUCCCCGCCCCUGAAGUUCCCGCGCCUGCACUCCCCUCCCGCGAGCCCGCCGCCCGCGCACAGACCGCUGCCCGCGCCGUCGUACGGCGUGCCGAUCUUCGCGCUGGACCUCAAGGGCUCGUACUACGUCCCGCUGACGCUCGACGUGGACGUCCUGGCGCCCUACCUGGCGCAGCUGGGGUUCGAGCAGGAGCCCGGCGGCGCGAGCGGCUCGGUGAACGCGGUGCUCCACCCGGUGACCAUCUCGGUGAACUUCCAGAGGGCGCUGCGCACCUCGCCCCAGAGACAGCGGUGCGCGCCCGUGUCGCCGUGGAAGACGGAGUCGCUGGACUUCGCGCCGCGGUGGUCCGUGUGCUCGACCGACCGGGGCUGAGGGCUGCCCGCCCCGCGCUUCCCGUUUCAAGACUGACCUGCACGUUUUAUACGAGCUCCCUGCGGGCGUUGUUCUGUCCAACUUGUUGAGCUUUUUUAUAUGUGGAUAGCUAAAUAAAUACUUUUGUCAUUUUCAUUAAGAUAUAUAUUGUUGAGUACUUAAUUUGCAAUUUUUUACCUACUUAAAACAGUGUAUGAAAUAUUUAUUACCAGGUCUUUGUAAUAUAAAUAUAUUUUUGACACUACCUACUGUAAAAUUAUAUAUUAUAUAUAUAUAAAUACUG